Molecule: messenger RNA, 2918 nt
Organism: Gadus chalcogrammus (walleye pollock)
Lineage: Eukaryota; Metazoa; Chordata; Actinopteri; Gadiformes; Gadidae
Product: multiple C2 and transmembrane domain-containing protein 1-like
Exons: 15
Coding region: 15-2153 (712 amino acids)
Biological process (GO): regulation of neurotransmitter secretion
Cellular component (GO): synaptic vesicle membrane
Molecular function (GO): calcium ion binding
Source: RefSeq, a predicted model, not a curated record
GCUGCACAAGCACCAUGGAGGACAGGACACCCAAGGAAGAGAGCAGCGGCAGCAGCAGCACCCAUAAAGGACAAGAAUCGCAGUCUUACCAACGGAGGAUGUGGAAAAAUUUCACAGGGAAAACCAAACCGUGGCUGAGCCCGAAAUUGGGCUCCGAGCGUCGAAGUUCCGGAGGGGCAGAUGGCAGUAAGAAGGAAUCGGGUCUGUGGAUGUUUAAAAGGAAAAAGAAACAGAUGGACCGCGUCUUUUCGUCGUCCCAGCCCAAUCUGUCCAGCUCUCAUCCGCCGUCGUUCAAGGGGGGCGAGUCUCCUGGAGGUGACCCGCUCCCCGGUACCAGCGCAGGGGGUCCCAUGCAACCCCUGAUGGGGGCAGCAGCCGGACCUACAGGGAGCAAGCCUGAGCUGACCACGCACGGCAGCCCCAAGCUCGCCGUCACUCAGCUGAUUCUGUCCCAACAGAAGAGCUCCUCUCUCGGCUCGGCGUGCUUCGAGAAGCUGGUGGUGGACCCAGCUGUGUUGGCGUUGGGCGAGGAGGCUGAGUUGCGUAAAAACGCAAGCGACUCGGGCAUCAGCAUCGUGGGACCGAGUACUGUAGAAUCGCCUCCGAGACCUUCAUGUCCAGCCAUGUUCCAGCUGGACAUCAUUCUGAAGAAAGGCAACAACCUGGCCAUCAGGGACAGGACAGGAACCAGCGACCCGUACGUGAAGUUCAAGAUCGGGGGGAAGGAGGUGUUCAAGAGCAAGACCAUCUUCAAGAACCUCAACCCGGUGUGGGACGAGAGGGUCAGCCUCCUGGUGGAGACGCUGAGGGAGCCGCUGUACGUCAAGGUUUUUGACUACGACUUUGGCUUUCAAGAUGACUUCAUGGGCUCAGCACAGGUCCACCUGGAGUCCCUGGAACAUCAAAGGAUCCUUGACUUGACCCUUGACCUCGGGGACCCACAGUACCCUGACCAAGACCUUGGCACCAUCGAUCUGGGCAUCACUCUGUCACCAAAAGAUGGGGACAUUCGAGAAACCACCAUGCUCACGGGGAAAAGUUGGAAACGGUCCAGUAAGAACCAGAGCAUGCGUCUCUCAGACGUGCACAAGAAGUCCCAGCUGUGGCGCGGCAUCGUGAACAUUGGUCUGAUCGAAGGGCGCCGCCUAAAGGCCAUGGACGACAACGGGCAGAGCGACCCCUACGUCCGCUUCCGCAUGGGCCACCAGAAGUACAAGAGCAAGGUUUUAGCUAAGUGCCUGAACCCCCAGUGGAGGGAGCAGUUUGACUUCCACCUGUACGACGAGCAGGGAGGCUACAUAGACAUCACUGUCUGGGACCGGGACCAGGGCCGGAGGGACGACUUCAUGGGCAGGUGCACCAUAGAUCUGUCCACCCUGGCCCGGGAGCGGACCCACAAACUGGACCUCCACCUGGAGGACGGGGCAGGCGUCCUGGUUCUCCUGGUCACCCUCACCGCCACCACUGCCGUCUCCAUCUCGGACCUGUCGGUCAACGCGCUGGACAACCCCUACGAGAGGCACCAGAUCGCACAGAGAUACGUGAGUGGAAGACCCUGGAUCCUCUCUGACCCUAAACCUGGCUCAUGGGACGAUGGCGGACUGCCGGAAAGCCAUAUCCUCCAGGAUAUAUUGGCUUCCUGGCACUUUGAAUGGAUCCGGGUGAUGGUGGACUCGGAGAGAAAGGGCUUCAUGGACAAGCUGUAUGCCAUUCAGGACGUGUGCGUGAGCGUGCAGAAUGCGCUGGGUGAAGUGGCCUCCUAUGGCGAGAGGAUAAAGAACACAUUUAACUGGACCGUGCCUUUCGUGAGCUGGCUGGUGGUGGUGGCGUUGGGUGUGGCCUGCAUCCUCCUCUACUACAUCCCCCUGAGAUACAUGCUGCUGGCCUGGGGGGUAAACAAAUUCACCAAGAAGCUGCGAUCGCCGUACUCAAUCGACAACAAUGAGCUCCUGGACCUUCUGUCUCGAGUGCCCUCGGACGUACAAUUGGUGCAGUACCAUGAGCUGAAACUGGAUCCCAGUCUCAGUCCAAAUAAAAGGAAGAAAAACCCCCCUGGCUCAGAGGGGCUCGGCGGGAAUAUGUCUCCGGCCGUGUCAUACAUUGGUCAGGGCGAGGGCGCGUUCACACGGUCAGGACCCGCUCUGGCCCAGUGACAUGUAGAGCGAGCCGGUGUGUCCCUGUGUUUGAUAGCAAACAAGCCUUACACUACUUUUACAACCCUCGGUAUCAUCCUGUUUUUGUAUUUUAUUUUGUAAUGUUUUUUUUUGAUUGUGGUCAGUCGCUCUUGGUGAUAUGUGUAUGGGUCGAACUCUGCUUUUAUUAACUACGACAUGGGCUGAGUGGAUGCUGCUUUGACUUGCUUUAUGUUCAGUGGCCGAUCAUUUGUGUCAUUCUGCUUUACUGCUCACUAGCCCACAUUAUAUAUUAUUCCAUGGGAUUCUGUCUCUUGCCUAAACAUGGUUUUGUAGCACAUACUGUGCUAACGUGGGUUAACUCUCUCAUCCAAUAGUCAUCUUUCGACUGGCAGCCAGUAGAACAGAACAGUGACUAAUCACAUCGACUCGGCAGAUGGAGAUUGCAUCAUUUUCCCCUGCCACGUCAACCACCAGCAGUCAGUCAGUCAGUCAGCCAGUGAGUCAGCCAGUCAGUCCGAGUGAAAUGUCCACUUAUUCCCUCAAUCUGUCAAGAAGUUAGCGAGAGGCUGGGCUUGUUCCAGCUGAUAUAGAUGUCACCGUGCCCGGGAGUCGCCAGACAGACAGGCCUUUAGGCGUACACACACAUGGCCUAAUCUGCUUUGAAAGGCUGCUCUCCUCUGCUCAUCUACCCAUGUGUUUGUGUCAGUAGGCGUGCAUGCAGUAUACACUCACACACACACGCACACUGCCUUACAAACUGACAAACAUGCAUGCACACACACC